ACUUAAUCAUUAAAUAGAUGAUAUCAUUAAUCAUUACAAUCUUUCAAGGGAUCCAGCUUUAUAACUUAUAUCUGUCAUUAUUAAUUAUUUGAUUGGUGAUACUCGAUAAAGUUGUGGAAUCGAAAAAAAAGAAGACAUUUACAAAACCAUAUUAAUUAUAAAAAAUCACCUAAAAAAUGAUCCAACCUUAAAAAUGAAUUUAUACAAUGCUGAUCAUGUAGUUAAAAAUAAUGAUUUAACUUUGAAAGACCUAGAUAUUCAUUAUAAAUGCAAAUCUGAAUUGAAUGAGUUUAAAUAAAAAAUCUAGAACAGAGAUUCAAAAUUAGCAGAAACAACUUGUUCUUAUCUUAGAGAUUUAUAAGGUCUUAGAGAAUAAAUAUAUAGACAAGCUAAUAAUCUAAAUCAUGAUUUCUCUGAUCAAAGACAUUUUGAUUCUUUUGAAAUAACUGAUCCAAAAUAUAGAGAAUUAUUGAAUAGCAAAAUUAACAUUAUUAAAGCUGAUUAUGAAUAAAAAUUGAAAUAUCUUACAUAAAUUGUUGAAUCUUAGAAAAAAGAAAUAGGAACACUAAAAACCUAAAUAUAGGAUUAUUAAUUUAGAGCAGAACAUUAUGAAAAUCCUGAAUAUUUAAUUAGAAAGCUAUUCCAUAUAGAAAGAGAUCCUUAUGAAUUAUGGAGAUUAAUAUAAGAUAACUAAGGAAAUCCAUUCCUUUUUUAAGUUUUUUCAAAUCAAAAAAAAGGUUAUGGAAUUGAUUAUUUAGAAAUUGAUUAAUUACUUAUGGCUGUCAAAGUUUAGGAUAGAAUAUUUGAAAGACAGAAAUAAACAUUAGAUUAAUAACUUGCUUGUUUUAUGGAAAGAAUUUUAGAAGAUGUUUAUGAUUUAAGAUAGAAACUUUUGGAUAAGGAAUCUGAGUUAGAUACAUUUUAAAAAAAAUAUAUAAGAAAUCUCUCUAUAUUAAAUAAAAUUAUUCUGCAAGCUUUUAAUAAAAGUAAACUUUUAAUUAUUAUUAAGUUAUAAGUUCAUAUAAUUUGUUGUUAAUGAAAACGUCCUUUAAAUUAUGGAAAGACAAAAAUCUCAAAUUAGGUCCCCUACUUAAAGAUUUAUCAUAAUUUUAAAUAAAAAAUAUAGAACAUGAUAUAUUUGAUUACUUCAUCUAAUAAAUAUAUGAAUUAUAAGAAAAAGUAACAUUUUUAGAAUUAAAAUGUAACAGUUAAAAAUUUGUAUCUAAAACUUUAGAAUCUAAAAAUUCAAUUAUUUAAAAUACGUUAACAUUAUUAAAAUGUAAUUUCAAUAUUAAAAACUUUGAUUUGGAUUUUGAAUAAAAAUUAUUAAAAUUAGAUAACUUCUAGAUUAGAUUUUGUAAAGAAUUAUUAGAUUAAUUAAUGGUUCAGAAAAUAACUUAUUAAAAGUAUUUAUAAUAAAUUCAAAAACAUGAUAAAUAUGUUUAAACAGAUUGCACUGAAAUUAUUAAUUAAGUCAUUUAAACUAAAGAAAUAAUGGUAGAUAAUAUAUGUUUAACUACAUAUAUAAAAUAGAAAUAUUAAGAAAAAAAGGAAAAAUUAUUUCACUAAAAUGGAAUUCACAAUUCUAAUAGAUCAUAUUCUAUUUAAGAAAACCAUAAACCAAAUAAUGAUUAAUUACCUUAGUUGAAGUAACACAAUAGAAGAAUGACUUAAAACGAAUCAAAUUUUUUGAAGUAAUCAAAUCAAUUCUAGAUUAAUGAAUUAUAAGAUGAAUAAUCAAACAUAUUUUUUAGAAAAAACUCUUUAAAAGAAUCAGAGAUCAUGGAUAAAAGAUAAAAUAAGUUUAAAACUGAUUUACAAAAUCAUCCCCCUAAUAUUAUUCAAACUCAAAGAAUAAAUCAAAGCAGUUUAUCUAUUGAAAAUGAAGGUAGAUUAAUGAAACCAAUGAUUUAUGAUUAGGAGGGUUUAUAAUUUGAAUAAUUCGACAGCAAUUUAUUAUUUCCUCAAUAAAAAAAUUUAUUACCAUAAUUACAAGUUCAAAAAGAAAUUAAAUAGAAUAUUAUCAAAUAAAUUAAAUAAAUAUAAAAUAAUAAUAAUUAGAUUUAAUACGAGAGUGAACCUGAGAAAUAAAAAAAAAAUAAUGAACCUAAACAUAAAGCCAAAAAUGUUAAAUAUAAAAAUAAUAUUAUAAUAUAAUAUGAAGAAUAUCCUAAAUAUGAAUAAUAAGAGUAAUUAUAUUUAUUUCUUAAUCAAUCAAGUUGUUAAUCGAAAAAGAAUAAAACUAAAUUAACAUAGUUUAUCUAUAAAGUAUGA
Molecule: messenger RNA, 2274 nt
Organism: Paramecium sonneborni
Lineage: Eukaryota; Ciliophora; Oligohymenophorea; Peniculida; Parameciidae
Source: the annotation of a GenBank genome assembly